AUGGAUUAAAUAAUGAAUGAAUCGUUUUUUGAUAUGCAUAAUUAUUCAUUAUUUGACGAGAUAUUAGAAAAUAGAAUAGGCCAAGGCAAAGCCUAAUAUUUAAUAUCAAGUUGCUUUUAUUUUGCCUAACUUUAUGAAGGUGCAGAAGCCGUAGUAGUAUCAUUUGUCCUUCCAAUAAUAAAAUAUUAAUGGGAUUUAUCCGACGCAUAAGUAUAAACAGCUUAUUCUAUAAUAUUUUUCGGUUGGUGUUUUGGAUCUUUAGCCUGUGGUAAAAUGUCCGAUGUAUAUGGCCGCCGCAAAACUAUGAUUUGGGCCUGUUGUUUAUAAUUUAUAACCGGAUUUUUAUCCGCAUUUAGCCAAGAUUAUAUCUAAUUUAUAAUCCUUAGAUGUUUAUUUGGUUUUUCGAACGGCCUAGUAUGUCCUUUAACCUCUUGUUACUCAACCGAAAUCGUUCCAUAAAGCAAGCGCGCUAAAUUCUUCGUUCAUCUAAGCAACGUGUUUACCCUCGGCGAGAUUCUAGUAAUCUUCCUCGCUAUGAUUUUACUAAAAAACUUUAACGAAGGUAACUGGCGUACACUUCUUUUCCUAAGUAGCAUCCCAGCUUUAAUAUCUCUAUUAUUAGGAUUAAAAUACCUAAUAGAAUCACCAAGAUAUUAACUAUGUUGUACCCUACAAAAUCUAUCCCGAGUUUUCAUAAAUCUAAACUAUAUGGGAAAAAUAAACCACAAUCAAGGCUUUUAACCACUCACUGAUCAUGAAAAGCAGUAAUUAUUAAUCUGGAGUGAGGCUUCAUAUUAAAGGCAAAAGCAUAAAAUAGGUAGUAUUAAGCAGCUUUUCAAAAAAGAGUAUUAAAAUCUAACAUUUAAACUAAUAGUUAUGUGGUUUAGUUUAAGUUUUGUGUAUUAUGGCAUUACAAUGACUUUUCCUUUUAUUAUUAUGAAUAUUAGAAACAAAAAUAUGUCUGAAGAUGAUUUCGAAUACGAAAAUAAAUAAUUUGAUUUCAUGGGUAUUUUCCUAUGUUGCUUUGCAGAAUUACCGUCUAAUAUUUUAGUUUAUUUUACUAUAGAUAAGCCUGCUUUUGGAAGGAAAAAUAGUAUGAUUUAUGGUUAUUUUGUAUGCACUAUAGUCUGUUUUUAUAUAUAUAUAUUUGAAAAAAAUAUAAAUUUCAUGUACUUCUUUUUAGUUGGAAUAGUUAAGUUUAGUAUUAAUUAUAAUUUCUGUACUAUAUAUCCUUUCACAUCUGAAGUAUAUGAGACUGCAGUAAGGACAACUGGCUUAGGCUUGAAUAGUGGAAUGAGUAGAUUUGGAGGUAUUCUUAUGCCUUGGAUUUCCUUUGAGUUUUUUAUUUUUGGAGAAAAUGGACCAUUUUUAGCAUUCGGAAUUGUGAGUGCAAUUAGUGCUAUAGCCGCUUUUACAAUAAAUCAUGACACUAGGAAUAUAAUUUUAGAUCAAUAUCAUAAGGAGUAAAAAAAAAAUGAAAUUUAACUUUAGGAUAUUAUUAAAGCUUGA
Messenger RNA from Ichthyophthirius multifiliis, 1509 nucleotides. RefSeq names its product major facilitator superfamily protein, putative. Lineage: Eukaryota; Ciliophora; Oligohymenophorea; Hymenostomatida. The transcript is spliced from 2 exons. Gene Ontology annotation, molecular function: transmembrane transporter activity. The record is from RefSeq and is a predicted model, not a curated record. Gene Ontology annotation, biological process: transmembrane transport. Gene Ontology annotation, cellular component: membrane.